This is a messenger RNA of Megalops cyprinoides (Indo-Pacific tarpon), 4428 nucleotides long. It is a transcript of the gene rev1, whose product is annotated as REV1 DNA directed polymerase. Gene Ontology annotation, biological process: error-prone translesion synthesis; error-free translesion synthesis. Gene Ontology annotation, molecular function: damaged DNA binding; DNA-directed DNA polymerase activity; deoxycytidyl transferase activity. The record is from RefSeq and is a predicted model, not a curated record. Lineage: Eukaryota; Metazoa; Chordata; Actinopteri; Elopiformes; Megalopidae. The coding region runs from base 236 to 4168 and encodes 1310 amino acids. Gene Ontology annotation, cellular component: nucleus. The transcript has 22 exons.
GAAAUGGAGAGGCAGAAAAGCUAAUCGCUAGUGGUCUUUGGUUUGAUUCUGGAGGAGCCACGAGAAUAUGCCAAAAUCGGAAUACCUCAAAAGACAAAGACAACGUUUGUAAACUAAAAAGGCAUUUGAAAAUACCACAACGGUUGUGCUGAAAAGAGAACGAAUAGACUCAGCGAUGAUCGUCUUGCUCUGAUCAAGAAGCGAACAGAAGAGAGGAAGAAAGAGAUACUUCAGAAUGAAUCGAGAUGGGUGGAGGAAGAGAGCCGAUGAAAACGAUGGUUGGGGUGGAAGGGGGGGUUACAUGUCCUCCAAGGUGUCCAAGCUGGACGAGCAGUUCAGGCUGGACGCCCCCAAGGAGAGGCAGAAGGAGGGGUCCUGCUCCAGCAUUUUCAGAGGCGUCGCCAUCUAUGUCAACGGAUACACAGACCCCACUGCAGACGAGCUGCGCAGGCUGAUGAUGCUGCACGGUGGACAGUACCAUAUGUACUACUCCCGCUCCAAGACCACCCACAUCAUCGCCACCAACCUGCCCAACUUCAAGAUCCAGGAGCUGAAGGGAGAGAAGGUGGUGCGGCCAGAGUGGAUCACAGACAGUGUCAGGGCUGGGCACCUGCUCCCCUACCUGCAGUACCAGCUCUAUGCCAAGCAGAAGGGGCUUUGCUUUCCCACUGGGCGUGUCGUCCAGGCCCAGGAGCCCGCUGGGCCCAGUCGAUUCCCCAGCCACGCCUACAGCGAGCUGAACCACACCCGUUCUGAGCUGGACCACACCCACCACAAGCUGAACCACACCCACCACGAGCUGGACCACACCCACAACAACCUGAACCACACCCACUACGUGCAGGACCACGCCCACCCCAAACAAAAUCACACACCUCGUGUCCGCCGAGAACUGGAUUUCAGACUGAAUGGGUCAGGGAAGAACUGUGUGGACCUGUUACUGGAGUCCAAAAUGAAUGGGGUACGGCAGGAAGGCUGCAGCCCCUCCGACCGGCCCCUCACCAAUGGUCACGCUCACCCUGCAAAUGGUGCCUUAAAACCCUUGGACUUAGUCCUCCAUCCCGGACGAGCCCCCAUAGGCCUCCAGCAGCACCAGUCACCCCCACCUCAUCCCCCAACCCUGGACCGCCCCCAGGCCUCUCCCUCGCGGAUGGACAGUCGCCAGGUGUCUGGAUCCCCCGGAAUGUCCACCCGACACCCCCUCUCUUGGCAGAGACCAGCCUUCGGUUCACCCACUACCCAGAAACCCGCCCUCCAACCCUCAGCCAACCAGAACACAGCUGCCAUCCCCAAGCCCCACCUGCAGAGUCCCCUGCCCCAGUCGCCUGGCCCUGAGAAGCCCCUCCCUCACAGUGGGGCAGACUCCCCCCAGUGCAGCAGGGUGAGGCUGAACGGUGCGCACCACUCCCCGCACCAGGACCCCUCCCCACGCCCGCUCAGCAUUCAGGACCUGAAUGACUCUCCGGGGCGGCACCAGCCCACAGAAGCAUGGGACAGCAUAUCAGGCUACUACUCCCUCUCCCGCUUCCACCACAUCUCCACCUGGAAGAACGAGUUCUGCCAGUACGUCCACUCCCUGCAGCAGCAGCGCCGGGCACAAGGGGGCGCUGUCUUCCCCGGGAGGGAGCGGCUGAGGCGACAGCGGGCGGCCCAGGGCGCAGGCUCGCCGGGCCCAGCUGGCGCUCAGAACCGGCAGCCCUGCAUCCUGCAUGUAGACAUGGACUGCUUCUUUGUCUCUGUGGGGAUCCGAAACCGCCUAGACCUCAAAGGCAAGCCUGUUGCCGUGACGAGCAACCGCGGACCCGGACUGGCGCCUUUGCGGCACGGAGCCAACUACCAGCUGGAAGUGCAGUACUACCAGAGGAGACGAGCCCAGAGCCGGGCAGAGAGAAGGGAGGGUGUCCUGGAUGAGACCCCCUCGCCGGAGAGUCCCGACACGCUGGGAAACGGAGCGGACCCGGAUCUCUCCACCCUGUCCAUGGCCGAGAUAGCCUCCUGCAGCUACGAGGCCAGGCGAGCGGGCGUGAGGAAUGGCAUGUUUUUCGGCCAGGCCAAGCGUCUGUGCCCGGGGCUGCAGGCCGUGCCCUACGACUUCCAGGCCUACAAGGAGGUGGCGCUGGCCUUGUACGAAACGCUGGCCAGCUACACCCAUGACCUGGAGGCUCUGAGCUGUGACGAGGCGCUGCUGGACGCCAGCGGGCUGCUGGGUGAUCUGGGCGUGUCGCCCGACGAGCUGGCCAGUGCCAUCCGGGCCGACGUGAAGGAGAGAACGGGCUGUUCUGCCUCUGUGGGCAUGGGUUCAAACAUCCUGCUGGCCAAAAUGGCGACUCGCAAGGCCAAACCGGAUGGACAGCACUACCUGAAGCCCGAGGAAGUGGACGACUUCAUCAGAGAUCAGUCCGUCACCAGCCUGCCAGGUGUGGGACGGUCACUAGGGCUCAAGCUGGCCUCGCUGGGGGUGCGCACCUGUGGGGACCUGCAGCAGAUGUCCCUCUCCCGCCUGCAGAGGGAGUUAGGGCCCCGGACGGGCCAGACGCUGUUCCGUUUCUGCCGCGGCCUGGACGACCGGCCUGUGAGGAGUGAGAAGGAGAGGAAGUCUGUGUCGGCGGAGAUAAACUACGGGAUCCGAUUUACACAGGUGUCAGAGGCAGAGUCCUUCCUGAGGAACUUUUCCCUGGAAAUGGAGCGUCGGCUGCGAGGCUUCGGCCUCCGGGGUCGCAGGCUCACCCUCAAGAUCUUGGUGCGAAAACCGGGGGCCCCAGUGGAGCCCGCCAAAUUUGGGGGGCACGGCAUCUGUGACAGCCUGUCCAGGCAAGUGACCCUGGAGCAGGCCACGGACAGCGGCGAGCUGAUUGGCUCGGAGGUGGUGAAGCUCUUCCAUUCCAUGCAGGUGAACGUGCUGGAUGUGCGCGGGGUGGGCCUGCACGUGCACCAGCUCCUGCGCUCCCGCCCCGCCUCCCAGGACCCAUCCCGCCCUCGCUCCAUCAGGGACAUGCUGCUGGCACGCCGCUCCGCCAGCCUGGGCCAGCCAGCCACGCCAGAGGGCUCACCCACCCCUGCUCCUACUCCAGAUGGGUCAUCCAAUCAGAGCAUAGGCUCUCCUACAAUAGCUCCACCCCCACACUCCUCGUCUACCCCUACCUCCUCCAGUACAGACCCUGUGCCUGGGACCAGUAAGGCAGAACCCCCGCCAAGAUAUAACGGGGGUUUCCACACCCCCAGCCAUGGCAGCUCACCCCUCAACCUCAGCAUUGAGGUCCCUUCCCCUUCACAGGUGGACCACUCUGUGCUGGAUGCGUUGCCACCAGAGAUCAGACAGCAAGUGGAGCGGUCCUGGAGGCACAGGGAGGAGCUUCCCAACUACCCGGCCCCGCCCCCAUCCACACCCCCCGCCCAGCCCCCGGGCACGUUAAUCCUGCAGAUCCCAGAUCAGUCAGGGCAGGCUGGCCCCACGGGCAUCAUCCUGGCACUGCCUGACGUCUCCCAGGUGGACCCGGACGUGUUUGCAGCCUUGCCCCCCGAGCUGCAGGAAGAGCUUCAGUCAGCGUAUGUGCGCAGAGUUAACGCCCAGCCCCAAAGCCCCAUGGCGUCCAGGAACGCUCUGCUCCUCCUGAAACCGCCGGGCCCCAGCCCGACCAAGCGGUGCAACAAAAGGAAGAACAUGAGCCCCGCCAAGAAAAUGAGCCCGCGCCCCAGCCCCCUGAAAAGCCGUCUCCCUGGAAACAGCCCUGCCAAAAGCAGCCCGGUCAAGCCGCUCCGGCACGCGCUCAGACAUAGGGACAUGUCCACUGAUGCUCUGAAGCCUGAGGUCGGACCCUCGACGUCCUCCCUGAAGCCGGACGUCCCAAAGGAAGCGCCCAGACUCGCUCCCAGCCCGAGUCCCUCUCUGGCUGGUGCCUGCGAUCUCACGGACAUCCAAACCCUGCUGAGGGACUGGGUCACUACCAUCCCAGAGCCCAUGGAGGAGGACAUUCUGCAGGUGGUGAAGUACUGCACAGAGCUGAUUGAAGAUCGCGACCUGGAGAAACUCGACCUGGUCAUCAAACACAUGAAGAGGCUAAUGCAGCAGUCGGUGGAGUCGGUGUGGAGCAUGGCCUUCGACUUCAUCCUGGAUAAUGUGCAGGUGGUGGUGCAGCAGACAUACGGCAGCACCCUGAAGGUCACGUAGAGGAUGAUCUCCUAGGAGCCCCAGGGACAGGGCAGGGGGGAGGGACUAAGCGCUGGAGGAUCAACCAGAAACCCCGCUCAUAGACUGACCCCCAAAAUAGCUACAGGGUACAGGGGGUGCAGAAGCCCCUCCCCCCAAAAUACACAGAUCUUCUUUCAGAGGAGCUGGUUACAGAAAAAAGGACAGGAGAGAGACCUCCCUCCUCCAGCUGUGUCAAUCUGUUUUUAUCUCUCUCUGUGCUGUGCAAUAUCUGCUUGUUA